Molecule: messenger RNA, 2810 nt
Organism: Scomber japonicus (chub mackerel)
Lineage: Eukaryota; Metazoa; Chordata; Actinopteri; Scombriformes; Scombridae
Gene: incenp
Product: inner centromere protein
Exons: 20
Coding region: 228-2810 (860 amino acids)
Biological process (GO): meiotic spindle midzone assembly; positive regulation of protein serine/threonine kinase activity; metaphase chromosome alignment
Cellular component (GO): midbody; chromosome passenger complex; nucleus
Molecular function (GO): protein serine/threonine kinase activator activity
Source: RefSeq, a predicted model, not a curated record
UCAGACAGUGGGAAGGAUCGUCGCUGCCCUCCGGGACAGUCGUGUUAUCUCGGAGUUUACAAAAACUGAACUGAAAAUAAAAAGUGACUUUAAAAAAAACCCAAACAAUUUAGCACAUCUAUUUUCACGGCAGCAUGCUGCGUUAGACUUUUUUUUUUUUUUUUAAAUCAGCGGAGCGGCGAGCAUCGGAUUCAAUUUCAGAAACUCGGACAUCAAAGGCGGCCACCAUGAGCUCCAUACUAUCAUCCGUACAGACGCUCAUGCAAAUGUUCGAUGGCAAAACGCAAGAAUUCAUCAAGGACAUCGAUAAUGUCCACAUGGUUUGGCUUCAGGAGAUCCAACAAGAAGCCAACCGGAUGUUCUCAAGAGAUUUCAAUGCUGAGCCUGAAUUAAUGCCAAAAACACCAUCACAGAAAAAGAAUAGCCGCAGGAAGCGCGUAUCUGUGGGGCGCCAGGAAGAAAAUCAAGCCAAGCGAAGAUUUUCAAAGGGAAGGCGCAGUAAUCUUCGUGGCUCUUCUAUCAAGUCGCUGAACUUCAUUGCUGAGGAAGAAACUCCUCCAGAGGCUUCCACCUCCGAAGACACCACACAGCCGAAACGCACCACCCGCAAAAACAAACAGACAAAGACUGAGGUGACCAAGGAUGUGAGCCUGUUAAAUGAAGAGGUGCAGAACAAGAAGCCGGAGCUGGUCGAGGAUGAAGAGGUUGAUAAAAAUAGAGAGGUGAACAAUGCAGGCGAUGAGCCAAAACGCACCACCCGUAAAAACAAACAAACAAAACCUGAUGUGGCAGAGCUCGAAGAGGUGGAUAAAAAUAGAGAGGCGAACAAUGCCGAGGUUGAACUGGAUGAACCACAGAGCACUUCCCAGUCUCCACCCAAGAUACCCUCACCCAAGGUUGUUGUGAGCAUCUCCGCAGCAGACCGCAGGUCUGCCGAGCUCGCCAAACAGCCAGAGUGCUCUCCUGGCCGCACAGCUGCUAAAAUAACGAUAGCCGGUAAAGCUCAGAGCUCAAAGCGGAGCUCCGUGCGGUGCUCUCUCAAUGUCCGUCGCUCCCUGGCUGGUCUGCGGCACAGCAUGACACAGGAGUCUGUUCGCCGUGCUUCACGUCGUUCGAUGCUUAAGAGGAAGAUGAGUCGCAUGGGCAAUUCCACAUGUAGCAGCAGUGUUGGUGAUGACUCGUGCAUGGAGUCUGCUGAGGAGCAAGAGGAUGGAGAGCCACCGUGCGAGGCUGUGACCACAGAUACAGAGGUCGACGCAGCAGCUGAUGAAUCUCACAAAACUCCAGAGGUUAAGCAGAAAAUAAAUCCCUCUGUUGGACGUAUUACUCGCUCUGUGGCUGCAAACUCUCCCAAACUGGCACAUCAGCUAUUGCUUGCUGCCGAGCAGAAACUGAACACUCCUGACAGGAGAGCCGUUGUCGCAGAGAAGCAACAAAACUCUCAGCCAAAACGGAGGUCAAGUCAGAGCACCAAACGCAAAGCACCAGAUACUGCAGAGGAAAGUCCCUCAAAGAGGAUGAGUCCCCCCAAGAAAAGCCAAAGCGCAAUCAGGCCCAAUAUGAGAUCUUUCCUCCACACCGUGCAAAGGAAUCAGAUGCUCAUGAUGACUCCCAAUUCCCUGGGGCGUACUGGUGUCAUCAAGUCCUUCAUUAAGCACACAACUCCUCUGAAGGUCGAUAAUAAGACAAAAGAGCGUCACAAGCUGGAAGCACUUAAAAAGAAGCAGGAACAAGAGGAGGAAAGAAUGAAGAAAAUGGAGGAGGAUAAGAGAAAGAAGCAGGAUGAACUGAAAAGGAAGAGGGAUGAGAGGCUAAGAAGAGUGUAUGAGGCCAAAGUAAAAGAAGAACAGAGGGAAGAAGAAAAGAAAAAGAAGAUUGAGCAAAAAAUGGCCCAGAUUGAUGAGAAAAAUGACAAGCGUCACGCGGAGGAGAAGGCCAAGAAGAAGUUGGCCGUGAAACGCCAGGAAGAGCUCGAGCAGAAACGGAAGCUGGAAGAAGAGGCUAAAAAGAAGAAGCUUCAGGCAGAGGAGGAGAAACGGCAGCAGGAGUUACUGGCAAAGAAGAAGGCUGAGGAGGAGGAGGAACAACGAGCUCGUAAACUGGCUGAAGCCCGCAGAGCUCUGGAGCUGAAGAGAGAACAGGAGCGCGAGAGAGAGCUUGAGAGAGAGCGACAAGCUGCUGCUGAAAGGGAGCGAUUGGAAAGAGAAAAAGCUCUCGCUCUUCAACGGGAAGUCGAGAGAGCAGCAAGAGAGAAAGAGAGGAGAGAACUGGAGGAGAAAAGAAAGGCGCUUGAGGAAAAAAGAAAACGGGAGGAGCUGCAGAGGUUGGCUGCAGAGGAGAAAGCUGCUAAAGAGAGAGAAGCUGCUGCUAAACAGGCUGCAAAGGCCGCUGCUAGCCUGAAUGUAACUGUGGAUAUUGAGCGCUCUGUAAUGAGCACGCCCGUAGGAAAGGGUGGUGGUCUCAAUGUGACCGUGGAUAUAGAGAAGUCUCCACAGUCCUACGUCAUCACUCCAAAAGGAGGAAACAAACCUCCGAUUACUUCUAAAAGUGCUGAAGAUUACGGGAUGGAUCAGAACAGCGACGACUCGACUGAUGACGAGUCUGCUCCCAGGAAACCCAUCCCAUCUUGGGCAGAAGGUCACAAUCUGCAGCAGAUUAUCAUGAAGCAGUACUUCAACCCUCCCGACAUGGACUCAUUCUUCGGAGCAAUCGAGGACCCAAAACUGGAAAACAUCUUUUACAAGAGCAAGCCACGUUACUUCAAGCGUACUAGCUCGGCCGUGUGGCACUCGCCUCCAGUUAAAAACUAA